UUAAUGCCGUCAACACGUGCAUUGUAGAUGUGGUAUUUCAGUUCAAAGUAAAUACACUUUCAGCAGGAAAAAUAUGUCGGUGCAAAAGAAAAAACGUAUAUCAAAGAAAAAUAAAUCAGCUUGGAGGAAAACUGAUAUCCAAGAUGUUGAGGAAUAUCUGGAAGAACAAAGACAGGAGGAAAGAAUUGGAUCAUUUACAGAAAAGAAAGAUGAGGAGUUGUUCAAAAUUGAUGUAACCCCCACAGAUGUUAAGAAACCAUCAGUAUUAACUGAGAAACAAAAAAGGAAAUUAAAUGCCAAAAAGCCCUUGCGUUCACUGCAGGCACUGGAGAACACUUCCAAGGUACAGGAUCCCAUUGUUAAGAGGAAUAUUGUAAAACAAAAGAAAGCUGGUCGCAAUAUCGAGGAAGAAGUCAUUAAUCCCAGCAAACCCCGUCAUAUACAAGCAAAUCAAGAUCGAGCAAAGACCUAUGAAAAAGUGGAGAAAAAACUUAAGAAAUUAGCUAGCAAAAUACCAGAUACCAACAAAGAUAUUUGGAUGGAAGAAGAUUUUCGUGAAAAAGUUCCUGGUCUUAAGGAUGAAAAGGGAUGGAUUUCGGAAGAGUUGGCCAAAUACCAUGCACAGAAAUUGGGUCUGCCAGUAUAUAAAAUCCAUGACAGCAUAAGACAUAAAACUACCAAAGCCAAGAAAUUUGAACCACCUCAUCCAGGCACCAGCUACAAUCCAUCCUUACAAGAUCAUCAAAAACUUAUUUCGGAUAUUGUUGAAAAAGAAGAAAAAAUCAUUAAGGAAGAAAAACAUUUAAAACGGGUUACAACACAAAUGUUCCGUAAGGUUACAGCUGAAGAAAGGCAAACGCAACACUUAAAGGAGAUGAGUGCAGGCAUGGAUGAUGAUGAUGACGAAGACGACGACGAUGAUGAUAAUGAAAAUGAGGAAGGCAAUAAAGAUAAGAAAUCUGGAAAGAAGGGAGGAGAAGAAAAUGCCGAUGAUUCAGCAGCAUACAGUACGGUCAAUCCGCCAGUUGAAAACAAAAAGAAGAGCAAAGCUGCACGCAAUAGAGAACUUCGUCAAAAGGAGCUACAAAAGAAACUGGAAGCAAAGAAGGCCUUAAAGAAACAAAUAGCCGAUUUGAAUCGUAUCAAAUCAAUUAAAUCCGAAGUCCUGGCCGAAGAGGAAGAAUUAAAUGAGGCAAUGAAACGCCGUAAAAAGGCCGAAUUCAAAAAGAAAUUCGAAACAAAGCGUUUGGGACGAUUGAAGUUCAACGAACCAGAUCAGGAUGUUAAUAUGCCUGAUGAAUUGGCUGGCAAUUUACGAAAUAUUCAAACGGGUACCAGCCUCUUAAUCGAUCGUUUCAAGAACUUCCAGAAACGUAAUAUCCUGCCCGUCAGUGUUGCGACUGGUAAACAAAAGAAACCGAAAGUUAAACGUUUCCCACGCAGUUCUCACAAGGAACCUGGUGUCUCCUAUCAAAUGCUGCGUGACAAACGUAUGGCCGAGAAGAAAGCGGCUCAACAAGCAGCAAAGUAGAACAUUAGGUAAUGUUUUCGUAUCGUAUAGAAUUAAAAUUUUUUUUAGCUUAAGCAUUUGAAUUUUGUAAAUAAAAUUUUACAUCAAAAAAGGGAA
Musca domestica (house fly) is the source of this 1627-nucleotide messenger RNA. Its product is annotated as ribosome biogenesis protein NOP53. The coding region runs from base 74 to 1531 and encodes 485 amino acids. The transcript is spliced from 4 exons. Gene Ontology annotation, cellular component: nucleolus. NCBI's taxonomy places the organism in Eukaryota, Metazoa, Arthropoda, Insecta, Diptera, Muscidae. Gene Ontology annotation, molecular function: 5S rRNA binding. The record is from RefSeq and is a predicted model, not a curated record. Gene Ontology annotation, biological process: rRNA processing; ribosomal large subunit assembly.